Schizosaccharomyces osmophilus is the source of this 1071-nucleotide messenger RNA. It is a transcript of the gene tim54, whose product is annotated as TIM22 inner membrane protein insertion complex subunit Tim54. Lineage: Eukaryota; Fungi; Ascomycota; Schizosaccharomycetes; Schizosaccharomycetales; Schizosaccharomycetaceae. Bases 1 to 1071 code for a protein of 356 amino acids. The record is from RefSeq and is a predicted model, not a curated record. The transcript has a single exon.
AUGUCCUCAAUGCUGAAUACUGUAAAGAGCUACAUGCCUGGCAGGAAUAUGUCAAUUUUCCUGGGAUUAGUAGGCUGUAUAUCGGGAGGUAUUUACUACGAUACUCAUCAAAGAAACUUGACAAUUCAAAAGUAUUGCGCUGAAGUAUCUCAUCUCUCUAAAGCACCUUUGGAGCCUCAAGCUUUGCCGAGAAAAGUUCGAGUAUACCUUCAUGGUCCUCCUGGCGACGGAAUAUGGGUAGCAAGAGAAGAGUUCGAGAAGUACGUUCGUCCGAUUUUGAAUUCUGCUGCUGUGGAUUUUGAAGUUUUUGAAUCUAAAGGAGAGGGUAACUUGCUAGAGCAAAUUGCUACAUCAGUUUGGAAAAAAAGGAAUGGGGUUUCUGAGGUACCUGAAGCAGAAAAAUUUCUUAAGUCAUUCUUAAAAGAAAGUGAUGAACCUAGUGUUAACCUAUUGUUUGGUAGACACGCUUUAAAAGAAUUCCUCUAUGGAAUUAAGUAUGCUUUCUCCAACGAAUAUGAUGAGAAAACAGUAAAUGAGAUGAAGAAGGAGCAAGAACAAUCUACCAAAAAACAAGAAGCCUCUGAAACUUCUGAAUCCCUCCCUCAAUCAGAUCCGCAGGGGACUAGUGAUUCUCAGUCACCAGAACAUCCAGAACAAGGAUCUGCUACUCCUGUUGAAGAUAUUUCACUUUGUAGAGAACUUACUGUAAAUGGAGAUGUGCCUCUUGGCUUAGUUGAUUUGAUCGCUCUUUAUCCACUUCCACACCUUCUGGGCUUUACUAAUACCCCACGACGCAUUUAUCGUUUCUUCAAAAGAAGAUACUUGGCUGAAGAAUUGGGUGAGAUUACCAAAAACAUCGUUCUUAAUUUAAAGAGUGUUUCUUUUCCAAUAAGCGACGGCCCUAUGUUGUUGCAGGACGAGGAAGCUGACUGGCCUAAACAAUAUACUAAUAGAGAAGAUGCUGAAAAGCAUAUUUGGACCGCUCCUUUUAUGGAGACUACUGAAAACAGACAAUUCUAUCGAAAUUUAAAAAUUUACAAGUCCGGGGAUGACUACGAAGAUAAUUUCUAG